GGCCAACUCGUCGCGUCCUUCAUCCUCCUGUCCAUCACCGUGUCGUACCUCACGAUUGGCAACGCGAUGAAGCACAUGAUCGACGGCUACAGCCGCGCCCACCCGCCGUCCAACACAGACGGCGCCCUCCUCUGCCUCUGGCGCCGCAUCCCAGACUCUCUCGGCCUCGAAACCGCCCAGAACCUGCUGCUGUAUCUCGGGUGCUUUGGCCUCGUCUUCAUCAUCGCCAUCUUCAACCCAAAGAGUUUUCUGCUCGUGUUGGAGGUCGUCACCUCCCUCGCCCUCAACAUCGAAGCCGGAGCGGGCGUUGGCGUGAUGUUCUACGUUGCGCGCAGUCUUCAAUCAGAUGACGCCAUUCCAACACCGCUGUCACGUAUAUGGGACGUCGCCUGGGUCCCCAUCACCAUCUUCUUCCUCGCUGCAGUUGGGUAUGAUGUGGUGACGACGCUGCUUGAGUAUGCGGGCACCACCGCAACUGGUGUCGUCUGCGCCAUCAUCGCCAUCGUCCUCGUGAUCUUCACGGCGCUCAAGUGCUAUUACCGCUCCUGCACGAUGGAGGGAAUUAUUGGCGUGAGCCCGGCGCUGCUCGGACACUCGCGUAUCCUGAACGAAUCAGAGGACGAGGCGUGGGCCAUCGACAGCUCAAGCCAUGACAGCGACAACAGCGGCGGCGGCGGUUUUAGCGGCCUUGUUGCCACGGAGGACGCACAUGUGUUUGAAGUGACGCUGCCGGAGGAUAGCGUGACGAAGCGUGAUGCGAAACGUAAUGGGGCUGGUCACGACAGGUCCACGCCAACGCUCAACGAGAACGGCGCCACGCUCGAGGACAAGCUCCUUGCCAGCAGAACCACAAGCACGUCGGCAGCCGCUGAUGACCAGCACGAUGGCAAUCACCGCGAACACAUGUCAAUACCACCCCUGACUCGAGAAAGGGGAAUAGAAGCAGACACGGACGGAAGCAGCAACGUUGUCGAACAUCAACACGCAGAUAACACCACACAGCAGCGGUUGCUGGACUUUGAGGAUGGUGAUAAUGUAGAGUGAAAGUGAGCUGUGGUGGAGCCAUGUGCGGUUUGUUGGAUAGCGGGUGCUGUUGGGAUGGUGGUGAUGCUAUGGGUGUGAGCACACGGAAGUGUUUGGUGAUCAUCGGUGUUGUACAUAUGAUGAGACACAACAAGCCGGGGAGAAGGUUGCCGUAUUUGUCGUGCUUGGGUGAUAGCUGUUGUCGUCAUCACAUCACAUCACUGCUUUUCGUCGUUCGAACGAAACAGAACAGUGUGACCUUGGAUGAUUAGAACGCAAACCUCUG
Salpingoeca rosetta is the source of this 1309-nucleotide messenger RNA. RefSeq lists its product as uncharacterized. The transcript is spliced from 7 exons. The coding region runs from base 67 to 1044 and encodes 325 amino acids. Lineage: Eukaryota; Choanoflagellata; Craspedida; Salpingoecidae. The record is from RefSeq and is a predicted model, not a curated record.